AUGGCGACCGCCAAAGACAAAGUCUUCGCGACACCCGAGCUCCUGGAAGCCAUCCUUCUCGAGGUCGACGACAUGCAGACGCUACUACUCAGCCAGCGAGUUGACAAGACCUUCAAAGCCGCGAUCGACAGCUCAAUCCAUUUCCAGAGAGCUCUGUGGUUCAAACCAAUGCCGUCAACUGCAUCGCUACCCCGCGACAAGGUCCUUCGCAACUCCCUCAUCGGCAAAUUCAGACGACGGCUAGGCAUCGAGCGAAUGGUACAAGGCUCAUUCCAAAGGCUCCACGAUGAUGGUUCGGAGUCGGAGGUAGACUUUGAGUGGAAAAGCACCAAAAUCAUCACACUCUCCGUGAUCAAGCGCCGAAAAGGUAGCUGGCGCAAGAUGCUCCCUUUCCAACCCGGACUGGCCACGGAGACGUGGCUGGUUGGCACUCCGUUCGGGCAUUUAAGAUAUAUGCCUGAGAAAUGGGACGACGACACUGUUCAUUAUUGGAAAAUUGAUUUCCAUCCUCCAAUCGCUGGUGUCAUCGGCUUGUGCGGCCGGUACAUGAAUUUGGGUGAGCCGAGCCAAGCGCUGACCAUGGGCGAGGUUUUUGACCCAGCCGAUGCACGGGCUACGUCGCUGAAACGUGCAUGCAUGAAGUCUCUAUGUGAUGAGCUUCGGGGCAAGUAUGGGCAGAUUUCGGCAAGCGUUGAGCGAUGGUGGAUGAGCGAAAGGGAAGAGGAGCAAGGCGUUGUCAAUUGGCCACCCGGAUGGGACAAGGAAGCAGCGUGGGUCCUCGAUUGA
Molecule: messenger RNA, 786 nt
Organism: Zasmidium cellare ATCC 36951
Lineage: Eukaryota; Fungi; Ascomycota; Dothideomycetes; Mycosphaerellales; Mycosphaerellaceae
Exons: 1
Coding region: 1-786 (261 amino acids)
Source: RefSeq, a predicted model, not a curated record